This is a messenger RNA of Jatropha curcas, 1671 nucleotides long. RefSeq names its product RNA-binding KH domain-containing protein PEPPER. Gene Ontology annotation, molecular function: RNA binding. NCBI's taxonomy places the organism in Eukaryota, Viridiplantae, Streptophyta, Magnoliopsida, Malpighiales, Euphorbiaceae. The record is from RefSeq and is a predicted model, not a curated record.
AAUGACCGAACGGCUCGUGAGUCGGGAAUCGGGACUAGCCUCGUCGCAUCUGUGGCCUGCGUUUCCUGAGUCACAAGAGUAAAGUAGAGAAGACGGUCUUCGUUUGUUCUGUGUCUGUUAAGACUGUUCAGCCAUUCAGUCGCUUCUGAACUGUGUGAGAAGCCCCUGCCCCGGUACUUGCUUUUUUUUUUUUUUAAUCUAGUUUCUCAAAGCAUCAGGCCGCCGCAAUGUCCACCAUCAAUUCCGUUGCGGCAGAGGGAGCAGGAAUACAGCAGCAGCAGUUACAAGCACAAACUCAACCAAAGUGGCCAGGAUGGCCCGGAAACAACGUGUUCAGGUUGAUUGUGCCAGUAGUGAAAGUCGGAAGCAUAAUUGGACGUAAGGGAGAGCUCAUCAAGAAGAUGUGCGAGGAAACCCGAGCCCGCAUUCGCAUCCUUGAAGGACCCCUCGGCAUUCCAGAUCGCAUCGUUUUAAUAUCUGCGAAAGAAGAGCCAGAAGCGGCAUUAUCUCCUGCCAUGGAUGCUGUGAUAAGAGUUUACAAACGUGUUAGUGGUCUAUCUGCUGGUGAGGGUGACAGUACAGGUUCAGCAAUUGCUGGUGCUGCUUUUUGCUCCAUACGGUUACUGGUUGCAUCGUCACAGGCUAUUAACUUAAUUGGAAAACACGGAUCUACAAUCAAAUCAAUACAGGAAAGCACCGGUGCUGCUGUGCGUGUUUUAGCAGAAGAGGAAGCUCCUUCAUAUGCUACUUCAGAAGAAAGAGUAGUGGAGAUACAUGGUGAAGCUCAAAAGGUUUCAGAAGCAUUAGAAGCAGUAAUAGGACACCUGAGGAAGUUCUUGGUUGAUCAUAGCGUCAUUCCUAUGUUUGAGAAGACUUAUAAUGCAACAAUUUCCCAGGAACGCUCUGCAGAUAUCAGGAAUGAUAAACCUCAGCCCUCAAUCCAUUCAGCUCCCGCUCCUCAGAUUGGGAUUGGUUCAGAUUAUUCCUUGUCCUUGAAGAGGGAUCCUUCGAUAUAUGAGCGCGAAAUGCAUCUUGACUCAAAAAUACUGCAAUCUGGACUGUCACUUUAUGCACAAGAUUCUGCACUUGGUGGAUUACGGUCAACAGGACUCGGUCGUGCUGCUGCUCCUAUAAUUACCCAGAUGACACAAACAAUGCAAGUACCUCUAUCAUAUGCUGAGGAUAUCAUUGGGGUUGGUGGAUCAAAUAUUGCCUACAUUCGUCGUACUAGUGGAGCAAUCCUUACAAUACAGGAGAGUAGAGGUUUACCUGAUGAGAUUACUGUUGAAAUCAAGGGUACCACCUCUCAGGUUCAGAUGGCUCAACAGCUCAUUCAGGAUUUUAUUAACAACCAGAAGGAGCCGACACCAAGUGUGUAUGGGAAGAUGGAUGCCGGGUUUAGUUCCUAUUCACAAGUAGCAGAAACCAACUACCCUUCAUCUUCGUUUACGUCACAUCUAGGAGCUUAUGGAUCUUCAAGUUUAGGAGGAUAUGGAUCUCCCACUGGGGGAGGUUAUAGCAGCUACAGAUUUUGAGUUACUUUCUGGAAUGUCUCUGUAGGAAAACAUAUUUUGGUACUUGCAAUUUGGAUUGAUUAAAUUAUUGAUAUUUCAUCUUAAAAAAACUUUGUACAUAUAAAUGAUAAUAGAAACUUGUUCAACCUUCACAAAA